Molecule: messenger RNA, 968 nt
Organism: Fragaria vesca subsp. vesca
Lineage: Eukaryota; Viridiplantae; Streptophyta; Magnoliopsida; Rosales; Rosaceae
Exons: 4
Coding region: 117-794 (225 amino acids)
Source: RefSeq, a predicted model, not a curated record
AGAGAGAGAAACGUAGAAGAAUAUUCGUGGUUGUAUAGAUGAUUAUCAUGUUCGGGGUGACUUUACCUUAAUUGCAACAGUCCAUCCGAAGAAAAACGGAGGAAGCAAAGCACAGAAUGGUGAUGAUACAAACAGCUUUACUGUUGCUUUUGGUUUCGGUUUUAAAUGGGUAUGCACAGACCCUGCCCCCUGCCAAGUACGAUGGGUUCUUAUACGAGCAUCGCCCAGUUGACCCGGAUUCGAUUCUGAUCGAAGCCUUCUUCGACCCGGUCUGCCCUGACAGUCGAGAUUCCUGGCCACCCCUCAAGCAGGCCCUUGCCUACUACGGGCCUCAUGUCACUCUUGCUGUUCACCUUUUACCGUUGCCUUACCAUGACAACGCUUUUGUUGCUUCUCGUGCUUUACACAUUGUAAAUCAGCUGAAACCUUCUGCGACAUUUUCGGUGUUGGAGUGGUUCUUCAAGUAUCAGGAGAGGUAUUACAAUGCUCAAACCCGCAACAUUUCUCGAGCUGCUAUUGUAGAUGACUUAGUGAAGCAACUGACAUCUGUAGUUGGGAACUCUUAUCAUAGUUCCCUGGAAUCAGGCUUUACUGACCGGAAAACUGAUCUCACAACAAGGGUUUCCUUCAAGUAUAGUACUUCAAGAGGGGUGUAUGGAACGCCUUUUUUCUAUGUAAAUGGAUUUGUAUUGCCUGAUGCUGGCGACGCACGAGAUUAUAACGGAUGGAGAAAAGUGCUUGACCCAUUAGUUACGGCACCAAAGAAACAGGAAAAUCUACAUUUCUUCUUGUAAAGGAUCUUGCUAAUUGGUUCAUGUUCUUCGUUUGCUGAAGAAUGAAGUCCAAAAUGUGGUUUCAAUGCUUAUAUUAAUGAACCUGGCCAUUAGGCCAUGGAAUAAAUGAUCUGUAAUGCAACACUGGUGAAAAUUGGGUUUGGUAUGCUUAAGAAUCCUCUCUUAUCUCUACUA